CCCAACUGACUUUAGUGGGUUAGGAGCCACUGUUUUGCUCAACACUAAAUAUGAUGCAGCCUAGAAUGUGGUUACUGGAACAACAGUCACCAUGGGGAUAGCAAAGAAAUGGUUCUAUGGCCAAGCAGUUCCACACAUCACCCAUGUUUCUCAGCACACAGGCAGGCAGAAGUGGAGCCCCUUUCUGCCUUAGUUUUAGCACUGGACAACUGAGUAAUCUUUCACCCAUGUAACUUGAAGGACAGUUCCAACAACCAGGGAGGGGUGUGCUGGUGAGACAAAGAAAUAUGAUUGCAUUGCAAAAAGAUGGACAGGAUUGGUGGAAAAUUGAACCCAAAUACUCUGCUAAAGUUCUCAUUGGAAACUGGCUGGAAGAGAGGAAAAAGUUUAUAAAAGACACUGGGAAACUCAGCAGCAGCAUAUACAGAACAGACUUCAUUUGCUUCCCAGAUCACAAACCAGACCAAACACUAAGGAGAACCAUGAUGGAAAAAUUUGAGGGCCUGCCAAUGCAGCACUUCUUCACCCAUCAUGAGGAACCAAGAAGCCGAAAUUUGGUAUCGGAGUAUGACGAUAAAUACAAUAGACAUGGUUACAACCCUGUGCUGCCUCCCCUUCGCAGCUGGAAUGGACGCAAGUUUGCCUGGAUUCCUCAGAAAUCAGAUUUUCCCAUUCUUGAGCCACCUACCAACUAUGGCCUUCUUGAGCACCUGAUGAAAAAAUGGCACAAGAAAGAAGAUGGAGUGAUGAACAGUGUCUACACCAUUUCCUAUGAAAGCCCACCGAUUUCUGCUUUUGCUACUUGUCAGCUGAGACAACCAGCUAAAACUCACGAUCUCCCUUUCAACCAGGGAUGUCUUCCCCAAAAUGUUAGUAGAAUCCUGGAUUAUGAAGGGGGUCAGAAAUACCUGCAAGCCAUCAGCCAACUGGUGAGAGCCAGAAAAGCAAGGGACACCUCCGUGUAAACUGCUUAGGGUGAUCUUAAGUACUACUUAAUAUAGCUUGUUGCUCAUGUACAUAAGAGUGAUCUGUUCCAUGCAGAAGGAAUGAGAAUUAGGUUAUAAAUGUGGAGGGCUGUCUACUAGUUAGAACAAGUUGCUGGGUUACAUGCUGACCUGCAGAUGGCUGGGAAUAUUUCAGAAGAUAUUAAAUCACUGGAAACAAAAUUUUCAUCUGUUGGUUUCUAGUCAAUGAACAGUUGCAGGAAGGAAAAAAAAACCCAGGAUGGGACUGAACCUGAAAGGAUAUAAAUCUCUUAAUUGCUUUGUCCUUAGCUGUCUUUUUCAUUUUUACACAGCUUGCUAUAAUUUCUUCAAAGAAAGAGUAGAAAAGAAACUUGUGUUAUUCCAUCAUGUGUCUGAAACAUCCAAGAAUAAAGUAAACCUAUGAAAUGGCUGCAUACCUAAGGACAAGGUGAACCAAGAUUUAUCCCAAUGCAGUAAGCAAGCAGACCUUGAUUGCCCUUGGCUUUACAUAUUGAAUGGCACUUAAUGGUAGAUAAGCUGCAAAGUGAACUACAUUAGUUGACCUUACAUUACCAAACAGUAAACCUAGAAGAAAUAGUUGUAGGUGGCCUUUAUACUGCUGGAUAGGCCACCCCGAUCCUUUACUUGGUUGAGAAAGUAUGUGAACGACCUAUGUAAAAAAUGCUGACAGAAGUCCAAAUUCUUAUUGCACUGAUGUGCAACUCCUGUAUUUAAAUCACAUUUGGUCCAGAGGAGAUAUAUGGAAGGUUCAGCUGCUAUUGGUCUGAGCCUCAACA
Aquila chrysaetos chrysaetos is the source of this 1762-nucleotide messenger RNA. It is a transcript of the gene CFAP107, whose product is annotated as chromosome 6 C1orf158 homolog. Lineage: Eukaryota; Metazoa; Chordata; Aves; Accipitriformes; Accipitridae. The record is from RefSeq and is a predicted model, not a curated record. Bases 288 to 965 code for a protein of 225 amino acids. The transcript has 4 exons.